AUGGCGGGUGGAAGUGUUAAAGAUCGGUCGAAAGUGAAAGUGAAAGAUGUGAAGGAACAUUCUACCACACGCGAAGAUGCGGCCGUAAAUCUUCAUCAGCUCGAUGCUCAGCACGGCAUUCUGGGCAUUGUGUUGGUACUGUUUUGUGGUACCAUUUCUAGCUAUCUUUGCACUUACCUGCCAGAAGCGCUAACGACAGCUGACCUGAACCUUCACCCGACUGCUUUCAUUGCCGAACGAGCCUGGGACAAUCUGCAGGUGCUGAACGAUUUUGGUCCCAAGCCGACCGGCUCACAGGCAAACGAACUUGGCGCAGCCGAAUAUAUUCGGCGGGAAAUUGCGAAGGUACAGGCGACCGCACACGCAACCCAGCUGGUGGAGACAUCACAUCAGAUCAUUUCCGGUGCCUACCCGAUUGCGUUUCUUGGCAAACCGCUAACGAGCGUUUAUCGGAACGCACAGAACCUUGUGGUGAGGCUGGUAGGGGAGGACGACGAUGGCGGUGCGCUGAUGCUAAACUGUCACUACGAUACAGUGGCUAGCAGUCCGGGAGCUAGUGAUGAUGGCGGUAGCUGUGCGGUUAUGCUGGAAAUCUUGCGUGUUUUGUCCCGCGCACCGAAACGAACCCGCCAUGCGAUCGUGUUUCUGUUUAAUGGCGCGGAAGAAACGCCCCUACAGGCAGCGCAUGGGUUCGUAAGCGGACAUCGGUGGGCAGCGGAUGUGCGCGCUUUUCUGAACCUGGAAUCGGCCGGAUCCGGUGGGAAGGAGCAGCUGUUUCAAGCCGGUCCUCAGCAUCCAUGGUUGAUCGAGGCUUACGGUCGUGCCGUUAGGCAUCCAGCCGCACAAACCGUUUCGGAGGAGAUCUUUCAAUCGGGUAUAAUACCGUCCGAUACGGAUUUUCGCAUUUUUCGCGACUUUGGUCGGGUGCCGGGGAUGGACUUUGCGCACACAAUCAACGGGUAUCGGUACCAUACGCGCUACGACACGAUUGACUACCUUUCGCUUCCGGUAUUGCAACGCACCGGGGAUAACAUCCUCGCACUGACGCGUGAACUGGCCAACGGUGAUGAAUUGAGCAGAGUUGCGAACGACACCAAUCUGGCGGAAGGAUAUAGCGUAUUCUUCGACGUGCUAGGUCUGUUCUUCGUGCACUACAGUCUUAGUACGGCGCGUAUAGUGAACGUUACACUUGCCGUGCUAUCGUUGCUACUACCGUUGAUGGAACUGUGCCGGCCGGUUCGGCGUGUCGGAGAACAAAGUAUUUUCAAGCAAACUUUGGUUGGAUUGCUGGGUACGAUUUGCGGAACGGUGGCAAGCGUUGCAGUGGUGUUAAUCAUUGCCAACCGGUUGGAUGCAAUCGGUCGAGCCAUGUCGUGGUUUUCGACGCCAUAUCUCAUCCUCGGACUGUACGGAUGUCCCGUUAUUCUAGUGCACUGCUUUGCCCACCGUCUAUGCGGCCAUUGUUUCGAUGAUAAGAAGUCAGUGCUUAACCUCACACAAACGGUCCGCGCUCGGCUGAUCGGUGUCAACCUCUUCUGGACGCUGCUGAUAAUCCCGCUCACUUUAGUCAACAUUCGUAGCGCGUACAUCUUCGUAGUAAUUCAACUACUCUCACUACUGUCCACCAUACUAACCUCGGUACUUGGCUACCAACAUCGGCCGCGACGUUGGCUUGCACUUCAUCUAGCCUUCCAGAUACCUACCCUGCUUUGGGUUACCAAGUUUUACCAUCUGCUGCUAAAGUUGUUCGUACCCAUCACGGGACGUAUGGGAGCCGGUACUAACCCCGAGUAUCUGGUUGCAUUGUUGGUGGCUUGCGGUGGUCUCCUGUGCGUCAGCUACCUGGUACCGCUGGUGGGACUGCUUAAGCAAACGUCCGAGUUGACCGCCCGUAUGACUGUGUUUGCGAUGAUUGCAUUCCUGUUGGCAUGCUGCACACAGGUCGGCUUCCCGUACCGGGACGAAAGCAACGGAGAACCAUCUGUACAGCGGCAUUAUGUUACCCAUACGCUUCAAGAGGCGCACGGUAAUGCUGGCACUGUACUGCAACGGUCCGGAUUUUUGUUCCGUGAAAUGGAUCGAAAUGCGGCGCGUGUGAUUCGUGGUGUUGCUAAGCCAUCUGAAGUUGUGCCUAUGCGCCAAAUGGAAACUUGCCGCACCAUGCUGUUCUGUGGCGUACCGUUCUAUUCUAUCUGGCAUCAAAUUCGGUUUGAUAACUAUUGGGUAGAGGGUCCAGCUCCUGCCCUGGAGUAUCACACUCUGCCAACGUUCGAGCUGCAAACAACGAAGCAACGAUCCAACAAAGUUCGUCAGUACAGCUUUAACAUAAGCCGCCGCCACCAAACCUGCGUCCAGUCAGCGCUUAUAAUUGCUCCUAGGUCCGGUGUCCAGCUGGUGGCAUGGAACCUUAUGGAGAGCGUACCGGGUACGAUCGAAUUUAACGGUGAGCAGGCUCACUUUGUGCUUAUAACGUACGGUUUGGCAGACGAUGCACCAUGGACAGUGUCGUUUGAUUUUGAGUACGAUCCAAAGAAUCUGCCAGAGGAGGACGGUAACGGCAAGCUGUUUGAUGUGAGCUGGGUGAACACGUACUGGGAGUAUGGCAACAAGCAUACGGAUGACUUCCGGAAGCUUAUCGAACAGUUCCCGGAAUGGGCACACGUUAUACCAUCGGUGGCCGUUGUGAACAUAACCGCUUACUAGAGAGCUUUUGAAAGACCUCUA
Messenger RNA from Anopheles maculipalpis, 2724 nucleotides. RefSeq names its product endoplasmic reticulum metallopeptidase 1-like. The transcript is spliced from 4 exons. The record is from RefSeq and is a predicted model, not a curated record. Gene Ontology annotation, molecular function: metalloexopeptidase activity. Gene Ontology annotation, biological process: proteolysis. Lineage: Eukaryota; Metazoa; Arthropoda; Insecta; Diptera; Culicidae. The coding region runs from base 1 to 2703 and encodes 900 amino acids.